Molecule: messenger RNA, 2296 nt
Organism: Pyrus x bretschneideri (Chinese white pear)
Lineage: Eukaryota; Viridiplantae; Streptophyta; Magnoliopsida; Rosales; Rosaceae
Product: F-box/kelch-repeat protein At3g06240
Exons: 2
Coding region: 890-2047 (385 amino acids)
Molecular function (GO): protein binding
Source: RefSeq, a predicted model, not a curated record
CCUUUGCGGAACAACGUGUCAGCGGACCGCAAAACUAGUGGAAGAAGAUCAGCACGCAAAAUAUUUUUUAGUAAAAAAAAUUCCCUUUAUACGAUCCCCUUAUGAAUACCAAACUUGCUGACAAAAUUAAAAAUUCGAACUUUCAACUCCCCAUAGCUUCUCCAUUAAGCUACUCGCGAUGGCCGAAGAGACAAGAGAUGCUGAUUAAAAUAGACGAAGAGAGACAAGUCGGAGCUGUCUGUCGAUUCACUUCCCCGCCGUCGCGCUCGUGUUUCUGGGUAUUUUUUCGUUUUAGCUGUGUAUUUUUUUAUUUUUUUGCCAACUUUUGCUUAUUUUCUUUAUUAAAGUUGGUUUAUUUUGGAUUUUGUCUGUGUGGGUUGCCAUUGCUUUGUUUGAUAAGGGUUUUUAAUUUCUUAAAUAUAUGGGUUUUUAUUAGAAUUUUUUCAUUUAGUAUAAACCCGUGUUUAGUUUUUUACUCAAAUUUUGUGCAGUAUUUGCAGUAAUUUAUCACAUUUAAUGGCCAAUUGUGAACAUGGGAUUAUUGCUUUUGCUGUAAAAACUAUUCCUUUGAUAAUUAUUUUUCAUUAGUGUAAAGAAUUGAGAAGGUGAAAGAUUUUGGAAAUUUAGGGUAAAUCCUCUGAUUUGCAUAUGGGGAAUCUUCGAAGAGAUGAUUUGUUUAUGCAUGAACCAGAAUGUGAGGGAAUUAUUUGUUGUUUAUGGAAUAUAUUGCUUAAUUAAACCGAAAGCAUAUAAUGUUGUGGAUGAAAAUCUAUUAGUUAAUUUUUGAACUAUUGAUUUUGCUUACUUGUGAUGUGGGCUUUGGUGCAAACAAGAUUAAGGUGGCUCAAAGUUACUUACGUCUGUUAUCUCAGUGUCAAGUGAAGUAGACAUGUCAGGCCUUUCAAUGGAUAUCAUUGCCGAUAUACUCUCUCGACUUCCUCUCAAGUCAGUGUGCCGAUUCAGGUGCAUAUCAAAGUCAUGGCUCCGUCUAACCAGUGAACCCCACUUCACCAAAACCCAUCUAGAUCGGUUCCAGAAGCAGAAAAUCAUUUUCAGUUCUAAAAAUUCGUUAUUCUCCUUGGACCCUGAAGCACCUAUAGAUGAUGAUAUGUUGCCCUUGGAGAUUGAUUUUCCGCUCAAGAACCACCCCAACACUGAGUGGGUUCAUGUGUUUGGUACUUCCAAUGGUUUGGUCUGCAUCAUGCCUCAGCCGGAAACCUUCUUUAUAUUCAAUCCUACCACUAGAGAGUCCUUGAGAGUGCCAGAUUGCCCCAUUCCAAGUCAUAAAUGUCCUCCACAACCUCAAGAAGUAGGGUUCAAUCAUGCAUACGGUUUUGGUUAUGCUCAUUCUGUUGAUGAUUACAAGUUUGUCACGAUUGCUUAUGGGUGCAUGAUUCUCAUUUUUUCGUUGAGAAGCAAUUCGUGGAAAGGGGUUCAAGACUUUCCUUACAAACAUCAUUUGGAGGGUUCAGGGACGUUUCUCAAUGGAGCUGUCCACUGGUUAUGCGGACGGCUUGAAAAUGGUGGUAACUGUGUCAUUGCUGCUUUUGAUUUAGCGGAGGAGAAGUUCUCAGACUUGCCCACACCUACUUCUGUCACUGAUUAUCAGACGUUUACAACUGGCGUUCUGGGAGGGAGUCUUUGUUUACUUUACCAGCAUAAUAGAGAAUACUCAUUUUGGAUUAUGAACGAUUAUGGUGUGAAGGAGUCGUGGACUAGAAUUUUUAUAGCUGAACCAUAUUCAUCUACUUCUUUGAAGCCAUUAUGUUACUGGAAGGAUAACAAGAUCUUACUGGCGAGGAGUUGGAAACAGUUACUUCUGUGCAAUCCAAAUGACGGGACUUGCAAAAAUUUCUUGGCAAAUGGCCUUCCAGAUAAAUUCUGUGCUGGUGUGUAUGUGGAGAGCCUCAUCUCUCCGAGUUAUCACAAGAAGUUGCAGUUGUGUCUAAUUCCGAUCACAUUCUACACGUUUUUACUCCUAGUGAAUAUGAACUACUUGCUUCUUGUAACUGAGCUGAGCAAGGUUCUGACCAAGACAAGUAACUGAGCAAGAAGUCGCUCCUUGUUGACCCUUUCACUUAGUUAUGAUGUAAAUUCUCUGGUGAUUUGAUCGCGGAGUCAUAAAGCAGGUCAUUGUUAUGUUUUCAGUUAGUCUGUUAACGACAUUGUAGUUUUCGAGGUUAACGAAUGACGAUGACUACGAUUUUAUGAAGCAUAAAGUCUAGAUCUAGUGGUUUAUGAAGUUGUUCUUUGUGUCUUGACUUUUCAAUAGGGAAUUCGUGCCAGGUUUUGUGUC